CUCGAUACAGGCAGCACAGAGCUAGGUGACGUUGAAGAGCGGCGAUGGACUUCGUUGCUGGAUGCAUCGGAGGUGCUGCUGGAGUCUUGGUUGGACACCCAUUUGACACAGUUAAGGUGAGACUGCAGGUCCAGAGUGUUGAUAAGCCUCUGUACCGUGGGACCUAUCACUGUUUCCAGUCCAUCAUACGGCAGGAGACGGUAUUUGGUUUGUACAAAGGCAUCGGAUCCCCCAUGAUGGGCCUUACAUUCAUCAAUGCUAUAGUGUUUGGUGUUCAGGGAAACACCAUGCGGUUGCUGGGACAGGACACCCCCAUGAACCAGUUCCUUGCUGGUGCAGCAGCAGGUGCCAUCCAGUGUGUCAUCUGCUGCCCCAUGGAGCUGGCUAAAACCCGCAUGCAAAUGCAGGGUACUGGGGAGAAGAAGUCUUCUAGGAAGUUGUACAAGAAUUCCCUGGACUGCUUGGCACGCAUCUACAAUCGGGAGGGUCUGCGGGGCGUAAACAGAGGCAUGGUCACGACAUUAAUCCGCGAGACACCUGGCUUUGGAGUGUAUUUCCUGGCCUAUGAUGUGAUGACGCGCAGCCUUGGCUGUGAGCCGGAUGACCGCUACAUGAUCCCCAAACUGCUGUUUGCAGGGGGCAUGGCUGGCAUUGCCUCCUGGCUUUCCACCUACCCUGUGGAUGUGAUCAAAUCGCGGCUGCAGGCAGACGGGGUGGGUGGAGUCAACCAGUACAGUGGCAUCGCUGACUGUGUGCGACAGAGUAUCAGGAGAGAGGGCUACAUGGUGUUCACACGAGGCCUCACCUCCACGCUGCUACGGGCGUUCCCUGUGAAUGCAACUACCUUUGCUACCGUCACCCUUAUCCUCAUGUACGCCCGGGGGGUGGAGGAGGGGCCUAAAGACUGUGAGCAGGCUCAGCCAAGCCACCACACACAGAUAAAGCAGCAGGCCCAACCCUCCAGCCUGUGACAGCACAGAGGUCUCAACCUGGGCACUUUACAGGAGCAUGGAUUAUAUAAACAUACAAACCCUUUAUAAAUGUCUGACUCAGUCUCACACCAGACCCCCCAUUUCCAAUUUUGAGAAAAAAAAACCUGGUUUAUAUAAACACGUGUUUUUACUUUCAUGUCAAAAAGGAAACGAAGGCAACUAUAUUUAUUUUUAGCUAUAAUUUAAGUUUUAGGUUUGCCACUGAAGAUGCAGACUUGUACAAGGGGAUGGUGUUACCUAUGAUAAGAUGGGGAAAAUGGAGCUAUGAGAUUCAUGAAAGUUUUGAACACAGCUUUUAUCUGUGAGAAUGAUCUUGUGUGACACUGAUUAUGACUUGUUACUGAGCCACAAAACUAAGGGUGUGGCUACAUGGUGUGUACAGUGUAGACACUGAAGGUUGAUCUAUCUUGAAAUGUGCAGUGUUUCGCUGCACCUGUAUAUAUCAUUGGUUUUAGUUCUGUUUUUAAAUGUCAAUUGGAGACAUUUCCCUGCCUUAUAAUAUGACAUUUUUUAUUUUGUUUAAGGAAGCUGAAGCACCUGUUUGUAGCUGAACUGUAUCCUCUGAGGAGCCAAGCAAGAGGGCGAUGGAAUGUAGCAUUUGAUAAGUACAAAGAACUUAUCACUUGUGUCUGCUUUCUAACCAAAUAACAUAUUGCAGCUAUAAUCUAAUCCUAACUAAAGCACUAUUACUCCAUACAGCACAUGUCAGUACAGAAAUCCACUGUUCUGAAUGUAUAGUGGGUCUAUGUGUGAAUCAGGAUGGUAGGUGGUGUUAGGUCUUGUUUGGUCUGUUUAGCAUGUUUGUUUUUUUUAAUAAUGUGAAGUGUUAUCAUUGUAACUGUACUACUGUAAUAAAGGCCUGAUCCAGAAGUGGAACAUGGCGCUACAUGUGGGUGUAGCACCACACUUGUUCCACUAUUUUACUUUAUUUUUGUAAAUUUUAGUUUUAAAAUAGCUUUUAAAGCUGCACAUUAUAUGAUUAUUGUAGGGUCAGAAAUGCAUGCUAGGUGGUCUCUCUUUAAAGUUUUAGAAAAAGUUAAAAUUGGGAGGGUCAGCAUUUAGGAUGGCCCUCAUUCCUUUUUCUCUCCCACAGACAGCACUUUUUUUUAACUGCCUAGAUACGCCUUCCCACAUUUCUGUUUGGAAGUCUUUAAUUAGUGAUGCCACUAAUUGAGAAUGCCAGCCCAGUUUAUCAUAUUUGCUGCCCAUAGGUGCUGCCUGAGCAAGCACAGCCCACCCAGGGGCUUGUUCUGAAUUUGGUUGACCAAUCACAACAGAGUGGGCCAGCUGACCAAUCAGAGCAGACUGUAGCUCAGACUGUAGGCCUGGCAAACUCGAUUCUUUUUAAGGAUUCAGGUUAUUCUGAGUCACUCACUAAACUGAUCCGGGUUGUGCGAGUCACUUGUCAGUAUUGAUCUCAUACUACUCAUAGCCGGCUUAUUCGUGCGAUUGACUGACUCAUGCGAGAACUCGUGAAUCAUCGAUAACUUGCUAGUCAUCAACAACUCACUAGUCAUCGAGGACUCUCGAGUUAGUCCCAUGGUCUGCGAGCUUGCAAUGUUUCCAGCUCUGAGUCUGUGGGUCGGGAAGUUCCUAUAACCUGUCUUGGACUGUCUCUCUGCUCACUCAGUCGCUUGAGAUGACUUGUGGAGUUGUUGUUGCCUAUGAAAUUGUAAGUCAUAAAGCUUUUGGCAGCUAAGAUGGCUAGGACUAGUAGUAGCUAGGGUUGCAAAAUUCUGGGAAUUUUCAAAGUUGGAAACUUUCCAUGGGAAUUAAUGGGAAUAAACUGGAUAUUUUUAAUAUUGAUUGUUAUAAUACUGUUAGUCUAUAACAGGGCUAAUACAUAACCCAUUGCUAUUAUUAACCUUUGUGUGUUAAUUGUAUAGCCCACUAACCAUAGUAAAUCAA
Perca fluviatilis (European perch) is the source of this 2900-nucleotide messenger RNA. Its product is annotated as solute carrier family 25 member 29. Gene Ontology annotation, molecular function: high-affinity L-arginine transmembrane transporter activity. Gene Ontology annotation, cellular component: mitochondrion. The transcript is spliced from 5 exons. Lineage: Eukaryota; Metazoa; Chordata; Actinopteri; Perciformes; Percidae. Bases 45 to 971 code for a protein of 308 amino acids. Gene Ontology annotation, biological process: mitochondrial L-ornithine transmembrane transport. The record is from RefSeq and is a predicted model, not a curated record.